This is a messenger RNA of Oryza brachyantha (malo sina), 2869 nucleotides long. RefSeq names its product zinc-finger homeodomain protein 7-like. Lineage: Eukaryota; Viridiplantae; Streptophyta; Magnoliopsida; Poales; Poaceae. The transcript has a single exon. Gene Ontology annotation, biological process: regulation of DNA-templated transcription; regulation of developmental process. The coding region runs from base 553 to 1848 and encodes 431 amino acids. Gene Ontology annotation, cellular component: nucleus. The record is from RefSeq and is a predicted model, not a curated record. Gene Ontology annotation, molecular function: transcription cis-regulatory region binding; DNA-binding transcription factor activity.
UCCUCCUCACCAUUCUGGACUGGAGGAGGAGUAGACUGCUUCAACACCCCAAGCCAAGCCAUCUACUUUCUCUCUCCUGUCACCUCCUCAUUUCAUCUCUGUUCUGUUCUUCCCUCUUGCUGAUACAUGGAUGGAUGCAUAGAUAAGAUAGCUAGGUAGCUCUCCCUCUCUCAAGGAAACAUUCCCCCGCUUUAUGCCAUAAUUAAUACUAUUGUUUUUAGUCUUAUUGUUAUUAGUAUCACUAACCAAGCCAUGCAUAGUACUACCAUCCAUGCUUUUGUUAUCUAGCUAAUCAAGAAACAAUCCCCUCUUUUGAUUUGCUUCCUUCCCUUGCUCCCCCCUUGACUCCCUGAGGCCAACACCCAAGCCAUCCCCCCUACUUGUUCUAUUCUUGUGCCACACAAAACCUACAACUAUAAGUUGGAGCUCAACACCACCACCAGCACAAACCCUUCUUCCUCCUCCAAACAAAGCUUGGAGGAAUCAUCCUAAUAGAGUAGUAGCUAGCGAGCUAGCUCUCUUACCCUAGAUAGAGCUAGGGAGUGAGGCGCCAUGGAGUACAAGAGAUCAUCGCAUGUGGAGGAGGAAGAGGAGGAGGAAGAAGAGGAGGAUGAGGACGAGGAGGACGAGGAGGAAGCUGGACACCAUCAGUAUACGACGGCGGCGGCGGUGGUGGCCACGGGGGCGACGCAGCAGCUGCACCCGCAGGUUCUUGGCUCGUCUGCUUCUUCGCCGUCGUCUUUGAUGGACGCCGCCGCUUUCUCGAGGCCCCUCCUGCCUCCUAACUUGUCGCUUGUGUCUCCGUCGCCGCCGCCCCCCGGGGGAUCCUUCCUGCAUGCGGCGGCUCAUCACCAUGGGCAGGCAAGAAGGGUGGAGAGGGAGAGGACGGUGGAGAUGCCUGGUGGGGAGAGCCAGCACCAGGUCCAGCGACAUCAUGAGCCGGCGAGAAAUGGCGUUCUUGGUGGCGGUGGCGCGCCUCACGCGGCCUCUACGCUUGCCCUCGUGGGUGGUGGUGGGGGUGGUGGUCCAAGAGCCGGCGAGGGGGCGGCGCCGGAGGCGCCGUCGUGGAGGUACAGGGAGUGCCUGAAGAACCACGCGGCGCGGAUGGGCGCGCACGUGCUCGACGGCUGCGGCGAGUUCAUGUCGUCCCCUGGCGACGGUGCCGCGGCGCUGGCCUGCGCCGCGUGCGGCUGCCACCGUAGCUUCCACCGCCGCGAGCCGGUCGUCGCGCCGACCUCACUCUCGCUUUCCCCCGCCGCCGCUGCCGUGGUGUCCCCCUCCGCGACACCCACCGGCGCCAACUCCACCCGGCUCAUGCCGCUCCUCCUCGCUCCGCCUCACAUGCAGAAGCGGCUGCCCGUCGUCCCCGUUUCCCCGGCGUCCGCCCCCGCCGCGCUGGCCGAGUCCUCCAGCGAGGAGCUGCGCCCGCCGCCGUCCCCUCACUCCCACGCGCAGGCGGCCGCCGUUGCGUCGGCCUCCGCGCCGCCGGGCCCCAGCAAGAAGCGCUUCCGGACCAAGUUCACGACGGAGCAGAAGGACCGGAUGCGGGAGUUCGCGCACCGCGUCGGGUGGCGCAUCCACAAGCCCGACGCCGCCGCCGUCGACGCCUUCUGCGCCCAGGUCGGCGUCUCCCGCCGCGUCCUCAAGGUGUGGAUGCACAACAACAAGCACCUCGCCAAGACGCCACCGUCCCCGUCCUCGCAGCCGCCGCCGCCGCCGCCGCCGCCGCCGCCACCGCCGCUCCACCACGAUCCUUCUCCUCCUCCCCAUCACCACCACCACCACCACCAUCACCACCCACCACAACACCACCAUCAUCAUCAGCAGCAGCAGCAGCAUGAUGCAUGAGAGCGAGCAUCAGCACAAUGCAAGCUGAGAGGAUGCAUUAGCAUUAGCUAUUAAUUAGCUCUUCUUUAGCUUUUCUUCUCCUGUGUAACCUCCUCCUUGUUAAGUUGAACUCAUGCAGCACCAGUUGCUUAGGAGAGUAGACGCAUUGUUGCAAUGAGAGGUAAUCAGGGGGUAACUAAUCUGAUAUUAGGCCUUACAUGCAUGCCUGCACUAAUGCACUUGCUUAGCUCAUUUGCUUCCAUUGGAUAAAUGUGAUUAGGUUUAGCAUGAUAGAGCCAAAUGCUAAGUACAUUUUAGGGCUUCUUUCUCUCUCUCUUGCUAGUGCUAGUGCAGCAGCAGUAGUGCUUGUAUGCAUUGUGUUGAAGUAGCAGAAUUGCAGUGGGCAUUUGCAAUGCAAUGCUCCCUGCUGCCUAUCUUGGCUUGGGCACCACAUGCUUUUGACUUUGCCUUUUGGGUUUUGUAGGAUUCCUUUUGGCAGGGAGGGGGUGUACUGUGUUGCAUUGUUGCUGCAUGCAUUGGGGUUUGGUACUUUGGUUUGGUGAGGGGAGAGGGAGAGGGUCCCUUUGUGAGGGGAAUGUACUUAGGCAUGGGGGUUUGUCAUUUGGUGUGCAAAGUACGAUUAGGGGGGUCAUUAAAGGGAGUGUUUGUUUAUGGCUUCUAAGCUUCUGUGCUGGGCUUUCUGUCCUGGCAGGGUGGGGACACCUCCACUGUCCUAGCUGCUAAACCCCCUUUCUUAAGGGCUUUUGCAGCCUUUUUUGGGGGGCAAUUUUGUUUGAGCUGCUUCUAGCCUUCUGCCAAAGCUGUGUUUUUUUCUUUCUUUCUUUCUUCCUCUCUCUCUUUCUCUGGUGGUGUUGGACUUUGGCCAGAAGGCAAGUGCAUGUGAGAGUGGACUGUUGUGUCAGAAACUCAAAGGGGAAGAAAGCCCUGUGUUUUGAGUGUGUGUGUUGGAUGGCCCAUGCAGAGUGAAUGAUGAUAUGUACUUGUCGGCAAAUACAAGGCUUGGAUUGGAGCCAUUCAGCUU